GCGCUGAGGUGUCCGCACGCGUUCCUCACUCCUCCAUCUCUAUCACCGACACCCAUACAUUUAAGGUACACCCACAUUUCACCAGAUCCACCCAUACAUCACCAGGUCCACCCACAUAUCACCAGGUCCGCCCACAUAUCACCAAGUACACCCACAUUUUACCAGAUACACCCACAUAUCACCAGGUACACCCACAUAUCACCAAGUACACAAACACACACCGACAAAUACACCCUUGGAUCACUAGGUACACUCAGGUACACCCACACACUGACAGGCAUAUCAAUACACCACCACAUACAUCAAGGAACACACACACACUAAAAAGUGAUCGUCCACCCCCGUCAUUAGCACUAAAGAGAUCGUCGAAAGAUAACCUAUUUGGUUCUCUCUGACUUAUUGUGUAGUGUUUCAGCGACGUCCCCUGUGCUCUUGUUGUCUCGUAGGGCGUGUCUUAGGGCCUCUUGGACGUCUGCUAUGGACCUCAGACGAUGGCUGUGUUCUAAGACUUCAAUAGUGGUUAAGACGAGUGUAUCUGGAGAAGUCUCUUGUAUCGAAAUAUCUCCUUGAUUGUGUGUAGCCCUCUUGAUAUCUCUCGUGCUGCGCUGGAGUUCGUCGUGUUUAAAGCCCCUCUGUGGUGUGAGUGACCCAGUGAAGUACCUGUGGCCUAUGAGACAAACGCCUGUGUGAGGAGCCACUCUUCAGCUACCAAGACAGACAGGAAGAAGGAUGAGGUGGGGUCCUUGGCCGAACUGUGUCCUGCUGCUGCUCCUCCUCCUCCAUCUGGCGCCCUCCGCCACCACCUUAGGCCUAGGACUCUCAGCUAAGAGUGCCUUCUUCGGCUUCUCCUACAUUAUGUCCUUUCUGAGGACGGCAGAGAGGCUGUUUGCACUCCUAAGUCCCACUACAGGCGUCAUAACAGUGCUGAGAGGUCGCCGUGCGGUGGGCAUCGAGUACCAAAACCUCAGGUACGACUUCCUGAGUGCAACACUUCAUGACCCGAUGCAAUGCCUCCCCCUCGUGCUCUGUGCCAUACAUGCUGACCCUGAUGACCUUAUCACUGCUAAAGAAGCAGCAUUUAGAAAAACCUUUAGACCAUACUUCACACAGCAGCCAAUCCCAGACUGGGCAGAACAGUAUGUCCAUGCAGCCGACAUUGGAGCAACUACAAAAUCUACGGACUCCUGCAGAGAGGCAUACCCAUUCUGUGGUUUCUCUCAAUACUAUCUAAGGAAACUCAUUACUCAAGCCAUGAAUAGUGAGGGCAGAAGCUUACUGCAGACAUAUAAGUGAUCCAUGGAGAGAUGAAUGUUUUAUAUCCUUAAUCCAAUGGAGGAAUGCUGUGAGCAAUUCAGUACUGGGUAUUUGCAAAGAGUAUUAAUCCCACAAGUGACAUGGAGAAAAAAUUUGGAUGAUAUGUCCUAUGUCUAGCACAAAGGACUUACCAGUAACUGGAGGGCUAUACAGAAGUAUUUGCAAUCACGUUUUACCAAAUAAAUUAAUGUUCUACAAUUUGCUCAACGAACUUCAUUUAUUGAUAACACAAAUGUAAAUAUCAACGGCACUUCCAGUAGAAAAUGCCCAAUUUAAUGUGCAUCUUACCAGUUCCCUGAAUACCGUACAGUCCACUUAAGAGAUUUACAUAUCAUGCUACAGUAUAUUUUAAUUGUUCGUUACUAAAUAUUUUUUUUAUUGUCUGGAAUGAAGUUUGUAUGAAUUCAAUAUUUUGUUUAUUGACAGGAGUAGUUCAGCUUAGUUUGGUUCAGUAAAUCAUCAUAUUACUUUACAUUCCUUCAGCAUGUAUAUACACAAUACAGGUUCUACUGUAUUCAAUUCAGCAUGGUAUCAACACCUAAUUGAGACAGGCUCCAUCCUUUUGUCGGGCAGGGGUCCUCCCAGCUGAAAUAACCUCCGACAAUCACCAGAAUAAAAUACUAAAGUGCACCGCUGCCCAACAAAGGUUAGAGGCAAAAUUUGGCAAGAUUUUCUAUUAUAAUUUUUGUCAUGUUUCAUUACUGUAUAGGUUUCCAAUACUUGUAUCUAGUGUGAGGUAGCAACAUUCUCAGCACUACGAUUUCCAGCCCCUUAUAUUGUUUUCCGGUUUCAAAAAUUCACUUUCAAUGUCAGAAAAUGUAAACUGAGGAGUCUUUGAUUACCACUGGUUGUUGCCAAUUCAGAAUUCCAAAAAUACAUCUGAAUUUGUUUGAUAUACUACUGUAUUAUAAUUUAUUUAUUAAUAAUACUUUAUAUUUGUAAA
Homarus americanus (American lobster) is the source of this 2257-nucleotide messenger RNA. RefSeq lists its product as uncharacterized. NCBI's taxonomy places the organism in Eukaryota, Metazoa, Arthropoda, Malacostraca, Decapoda, Nephropidae. The coding region runs from base 730 to 1293 and encodes 187 amino acids. The transcript is spliced from 4 exons. The record is from RefSeq and is a predicted model, not a curated record.